ACAUAUGCGAGCCUUCUGCAUAGCCUCUCCCCCAUCUCCUCCCCUCCCGUAAAGGAAUCUGAUCGUACUAUCACCAUAUCCAAACGAAGAUCUUGACUUGUCCCACUGCUUUUGUUGUUCUCUCAAUGUCUGCAGAGCUCUUCCUUCUCUUUAUCUCACUCUGUCCAUCCUUUGUCUUUCAAUCAACUCCUUCUAACCUCUUUCUCUCUCUGUUUCUUUCUCAACUGUUGCAAGAGCAAAAAAAGGCUGUAGUUUAAACAUGUUGAAAUCUCCAGAACUCCCAGAUUGUUUUUACCAAGACAAGCCAACCUUAAUCAUUCCAAACACCCCAACCCCAAAGCAUUCCUUGUAUCUCUCCAACCUUGAUGAUCAAAAGUUCCUUAGAUUCUCCAUCAAAUAUCUAUACCUUUUCAAGAAAGCUGUUAGCCUAGAUAUCUUGAAAUAUUCUCUCUCCAAAGUUCUUGUAGAUUACUACCCAUUAGCUGGGAGGUUAAGAACAUGCAGCCUUGACAAUCAGAAGCUGGAGAUUGAUUGCAAUGGUGAAGGUGCUGUCUUUGCUGAUGCUUUCAUGGAUAUCACUUGUGAUGAGUUUCUUGAGAUUUCCCGGAAACCAAACAGGUCUUGGAGGAAGCUCCUUUACAGGGUUGAAGCUCACUCUUUCAUUGAUAUACCUCCACUUGUAGUUCAGGUAACGAAUCUCCAGUGUGGAGGUAUGAUCCUCUGCACCGCGAUUAAUCAUUGUAUAUGUGACGGCAUUGGCACAUCCCAGUUCCUGCACUCCUGGGCCCACGUGAACAACAAGCCAACUCCUGAUCUUCCCAUCACACCCUUUCAUUCCCGCCACGUGUUGAAACCCCGAGAUCCUCCUCAAAUAACCAACACCCACCUGGGGUAUACCAAAAAUACCCUCAAAGACAAUAAUGCACACUUGGACAUCAACGAGUAUCUGCAGUCCCAGCCACUGGUGCCAACAUCCUUAACCUUCACCGCCUUCCACGUCCUGCUACUAAAACGACAAUGCGUUCCAUCUCUCAAAUGCACCACCUUUGAGGCACUGGCCUCGCACACCUGGCGCUCGUGGGUUCGUUCCUUGGACCUGUCCCCUUCCUUCAAUGUCAAGCUCCUGUUCUCCGUCAGCGUCAGGAAAAAGGUAAAUCCGGAAAUGCCGCAGGGGUAUUACGGGAAUGGAUUUGUUCUCGCAUGCGCUGAGACCGCUGUAAAGGACUUGGUUUCCCCGAAUUUACACCACGGGAUAAAGUUAAUCCAGCAAGCUAAAUCCAGUUUAACCGAUGAGCAUGUGAGGUCAAUGAUUGAUUUGUUGGAGGACAAAAAUGUCAAAACGGAUACUUCUUCGAGCCUGGUAAUUUCUCAAUGGACUAAGUUAGGAUUAGAGGAUUUGGAUUUUGGAGAAGGGAAGCCUUUGCAUAUGGGCCCACUGACAAGUGAUAUUUACUGCUUGUUUUUACCGGUGGUGGGUAAUUUUGAUGCAGUAAGAGUGCAAGUUUCGGUGCCAGAGUGUGCGGUUGAAAAGUUCGAGUAUUUUAUGAAGGAGGGUUUGGAUAAAGAAGAAAAUGGAACGGAGAACAAAAUGGUUUAA
Messenger RNA from Durio zibethinus, 1597 nucleotides. Its product is annotated as alcohol acyltransferase 9-like. NCBI's taxonomy places the organism in Eukaryota, Viridiplantae, Streptophyta, Magnoliopsida, Malvales, Malvaceae. The record is from RefSeq and is a predicted model, not a curated record. Gene Ontology annotation, molecular function: acyltransferase activity, transferring groups other than amino-acyl groups.